Debaryomyces tyrocola is the source of this 1776-nucleotide messenger RNA. Lineage: Eukaryota; Fungi; Ascomycota; Pichiomycetes; Serinales; Debaryomycetaceae. The record is from the annotation of a GenBank genome assembly.
AUGACAAACACGUACUUACCUAUUCAUUUGGACGUUGAAAAAUCAAUUACGAAAAAUCAAUCUAACUUGAAUGAUGUAUCAGCAAAUAACGAAGUUGUUAACCGAAGGAGAUCAAAUUCACAGUCCCAAGUAAUAUCCACACCAACGGCACUGAGUCGAAGUAAGGAAAAACCAAACAAAAGAAAUCAUGUACUAUAUUUUGUAACUCUAACUCCAUUGAAUGAUACAUUCAUUAAGAAGCAGUUACUGGUGCCAUAUUUUCCUGAAACUAGAAAGCUUGGUAGGCCGGCUGGGUCAAAAGUUAAACCGGACAUUACCAAUGGAUUCUUUGAUUCACGAGUUCUAAGUAGAAGUCAUGCAGCUAUGUUUAUUGAUGCAUCUAGUGGCAAAGUAAUGCUAAAGGAUUUAGGAUCGUCUAAUGGAACAUAUGUUAACGAAGAACGCAUUGGUAAUGAUCCUGUUGAGAUUAAGAUUGGAGAUAUUAUCUAUUUGGGGUUCAAUAUCCAAGCGGAUACAAAUCAUAAACAAAUAAGUGCCAAGGUGGAAAACAUAAAUGUAAUGCAAAACUUCUAUACUUCAUCUUCUACAAUACCAUCUUCAUUCAAUUUUAAAAACCAACUGACAAUGGAUACACCAGAAUUCAAACACUAUAAUUUCAUUCAAGACAUAAUAUCUAAACUUCCAAAUACAAAAAAAGCCAUAAAGACUAAUGAACGGCACUUAUCUUUCGAAAAUGCAUUGUUUGGUGAUAUAAAUCCGAAUUUAGAAGAUACAUUAUUAGGUUUAAGUACUAAUGGAAACUGUGGAAUAUUCAAUAAUGCACAAAUUACGAAUGCAAGUAGCUUAGAUAGUGCAAUCAGGGUUCUAACUACAAACCUUUCCAAAAUCAGGCACCAAAAUAAUACCUUAGCUACAUUGGAAGAGUUCAUAAUAGAUUAUCAAGCAAGAUUGAAUGAGCUUAACUCCAAUUUUUUGAAACAGGAAUUCGAAAGCAAAUUAAAAAAGCUUGAAGACCAAAUAUCCGAAGAGAAAAAUCAAACCCAAGAAACAAAAGACAAGCAUAAAAGUUACAUAGCAGAAGCCACUCAAAUUGCUGACCAAUUACGUAAAGAAGUAUCCAUUCUAACUAAUGAGAAACACGCAUUGAAUCAGAAAAUUAAUGAAAUUGAUAAAUUGCAUGAAAAAGGCUUGAAUGCCAAUAAAAAGGAAUUGAUUCGAGCCAACGAAGUUGUUAACAUUGAAAAUUUUACAUCAAAGGAUUUUAAUAUAGAUAACACUAAUUCUAAUGGUAAACAUGUAACGGAAAUUAUCAAAUCACGAUCUAAUGAUGAUGACAAGAAACAAGAAGUAACAUCCUCGAACGAUAAAAAUAUUCAGGAUUGUAAGAAUUAUGCUUUAUCUGAUAUAAACGAUAUAGACUGUUCGGUUAUGGACUACUCAGACGAAAAGAAGAUUGAAAAUCAACCAACGUCAACCCCCCCUAUAUCAGAUAAUGAACUGGAAACUUCAAGAAAUAUACCGAAUGCUACCGAUAACGAGGCAGAUAUAGAGCCAGGUAGUUCAAUUAAUUCCCUAGAUAAAGGAAUUAAUCAUAAGAAGGGCUCUUAUUCCGCAAUGUUGCAGCUUCUACCGCUAAAAGAUAAGAUAACAAUUGCGUUAUAUUUCACACUCCUUCUAUUGGUUAUUCAAAGCAUAGAGAGGAACCGAGGUAUGGUAUUCGGAUUAUCUAUUAUAUUAUUUAUAAACGUAUUUCAAAGACUUUCUACUCAAAACUGA